Molecule: messenger RNA, 270 nt
Organism: Penicillium macrosclerotiorum
Lineage: Eukaryota; Fungi; Ascomycota; Eurotiomycetes; Eurotiales; Aspergillaceae
Exons: 1
Coding region: 1-270 (89 amino acids)
Source: RefSeq, a predicted model, not a curated record
AUGCCGAUUCCCGUUCCAGACUUCGUGGAUCAAGAAUCCCAUCCCUCCAACACAACUGGCUCCGCCGGACAAGCCUCUUUGGAUACCGUCGCCUCUGCAAGUGGUAGCAGCAGCGGUCGCCAUCUCGGCACUGGUUCGGGUGGAACUGUCAGUGCGCCGGGCUACUCGGCCUCACAGGAAGGCGAUCAGCCGCUGAACAAGGAGGAGGCAGAUCGUUUGUACGAGGAGCGCAUGGAGGAGGAGUAUGCGAAGCGGGAAGGAGGCGCAUAA